AUGGGGAGGCAAAACAUUGAGUUUAAGAAUUCUGAUGGUGUUACGUUGAGAGGCUGGUUUUACACUCCUGGAAAUGCUGGCUCCGGCAAGUUACCGACAUUGGUCAUGGCUCACGGCUUCACCGCAUUGAAGGAGAUGACUCUGGACUUCUACGCGGAGAAGUUUACUUCUGCGCUGGCAAUCAACUGUCUGGUUUAUGAUCACCGCGGAUUUGGCGAGAGUGAUCACGUACCAGGCCAGCCUCGAGGCGAGAUCGUUCCUAUGCUACAAAUCUCGGAUUACUCAGAUGCCAUCACGUACGCCUCGACGAGACCCGAGGUCGAUGCAGACAAAAUAGGGGUUUGGGGAACAUCAUAUUCUGGCGGCCAUGUCUUAGUUGUUGCUGCUGUUGAUCGAAGAGUCAAGGUGGUCCUCAGCCAAGGACCUUGUGUCAGCGGAUGGGACAAUUUUCAUCGUUUGGUCCGUCCAGAUCUGGUACCAGAACUUGAAAAACUGUUCUCAGCAGAUCGUUUUGCGAGACUGGAGGGUAAGGAGGCUGGCUACCUACCAAUCGUACAUGAGGAACCGUUCGGUGUUUGCGCUCUGAAUGGGAAGGAUGUCUACGAUUUCUUCAUGGAAUGGGAAAGAAAAUCGACAUGGAAGAACCAAGUGACCAUCCGAACGAUGGAGUUAUUCCGCGGCUAUGAGCCGCAACAACUGAUUGAGAAGAUCUCACCGACACCACUGUUGAUGACGGUUCCGACAAGGGACACCUUAACACCUCCAGAUCUCUCGCUUGCCGCAUACGCCAGAGCGAAAGAGCCGAAAGAAUUGAAUUUACUGCCUGGAGGGCAUUUCGAUUCGUAUGCGGGCGAGACGAUGGAAAACAAUGUCCUGACGCAGAUUAACUUUCUGAAAAAGUGGUUCACCAGCUAA
Molecule: messenger RNA, 915 nt
Organism: Exophiala bonariae
Lineage: Eukaryota; Fungi; Ascomycota; Eurotiomycetes; Chaetothyriales; Herpotrichiellaceae
Exons: 3
Coding region: 1-915 (304 amino acids)
Molecular function (GO): hydrolase activity
Source: RefSeq, a predicted model, not a curated record